This is a messenger RNA of Rhododendron vialii, 1661 nucleotides long. RefSeq lists its product as uncharacterized. NCBI's taxonomy places the organism in Eukaryota, Viridiplantae, Streptophyta, Magnoliopsida, Ericales, Ericaceae. The record is from RefSeq and is a predicted model, not a curated record. Bases 735 to 1610 code for a protein of 291 amino acids. The transcript is spliced from 4 exons.
CAGCAUCCCCCAAAUUCAUUUACCCUGGCUUUGAUUUUUCAGCACCAUCUCCUCUCUCUCUCUCUCUCUCUCUCUCUCUCCAGAAGAAACAAGAAACUCCACGCUACCCCCUCUCCCCAUCAAAAAAACAAAAGAAAGAGUCCACACCCCACCCAACUCUUUCUCUCUCUCUCUCUAUCUCUCUCUCCAGUGGCCCAGCUGUACCAAAAUUUAUGUAGAAGAAAAAAAACCCACAAAAAAGAGAGAAAUCUAUCUCUAGAUGGAAGAAAGAAGAGAGCUGUCUUCAAACGUCCUCCACCAAACCAACCUCACACAAAGCAUAGACAACCCAAAAGUCAUGUUGCCACAAAUACCCUUCUGCAACCCCCAAAAAAGAAUCCACCCCAUCUUCAUCACACUUCCAAUUGGGUCUCAAAACUACAACCUACUAUGCUACUACCAUGUUUUCCCCCAAUUUAUGUGGGCUUCUUGGGCCUUGGUCUUGGUCAGAGUUUCGUGCACAGAGAAAACAGCGAACCAAGAACCUUCUUCUCUCUUUCUCUCUCUCUCUUCUUCUAUCUUUCUUUACCCUUCCUUUCCUUCAUCAUUAUUUCUUGCCCACCUCUCUUUCUUUCUCCCUCUCCGUACCUCUUUCUUUCUCUCUCUGCGAUACGUCACAUAUUCUCCUGUUUCUCUCUUAUUUCGAUUUUAUAUUUGUUCUUGGGUAGUGGGUUGUUUUUAUUUUUGGGGAUCCGAUGAUGUCUAAUAAGAAGAUGAAAGGGGUUGCUUUGGAUUCAUCAAGUUAUGGUCAAUUUGAGGUUUCUAAGGCCAUAUUCAAGCAUCAGACUCUUAUCCAGGACUACCAGGAAUUGCACAAGGAAGCUGAUGACAUGAAAAACAAGCUGGAGACCAUGAAACUCAGGAAAUUAACCCUACUGGCCGAAGUCCGGUUUCUCCGGCGACGAUACAAUUACCUAGUGACUGCAAAACCCCCUCAGAGACAAGGACUGGUUCAAAAGCAAAAUUUUGAAACUCAGGGCAAGAAGGCUGCGAAGGAGAAAAAUCACAGUAGAAAGGAUGCCAAUAAGAAGGAAAAGAUUUCCAUUGCAAAGGAAUAUGCUCGUCGGAAUCAAAGUCCAGUUCUUGACUUAAACUCGAAGGAUAGGAUACACGGUGGAAAAGAAGCUUCUCUUAGAUACAGAACUCCAGCCUCUGACUUAAACCAGAAGGAUAGAAUGUAUGGUGGCAAGCAGACUAACUUCCGAAAUCGAACCCCUACCCUUGAUUUGAAUCAGACGGAAAGUUUAUAUAGCAGACAAGAAUCUACUCGCCGAAACCAGCCUCAAUCCUUUGAUCUAAACCAGAUGGAAAGGUCUUAUAUCGGGAGGGAAAAUGUUGCGCAAAACCGAGCUCCAGUUUUCGACUUAAACCAGAUCUCGGGAGAGGAGGAAUCACAGGAUAUUUAUGAACCAUUAAGAAUAGAGAAGUCAACCAAAAAAUCGAUCGGAGGUGGAGCCGACGACCACCUCAACGAUUUGAACUUAUCCGCUUGUAGGAAUCUUGGUAAUGGCCCGAAUCGCGUGGGAAAGAGGAAGAUUUCAUGGCAGGAUCAGGUUGCUUUGAAGGUUUGAGUUAUUGUUCUUCAAUUGCAAUAGGUAUUUGGAGGAAUGGGGUAAAAAAUA